UUUAUGUGUCCCAGAAAUAGAAGACUGAAAAAACGCACAGAAACCCUAACCUAGACAAAGCUUUCACCUGUUCAGCUAAAUCACUGCCGUAGACGACCUACCCCUCAUCCCACUUUCUGGUAACAUUCUACACAGGUUUACAUCGGUUAUUGAGGGAUACAUUUGCAUCAAGGAUGUCUAGUGCUGUUAUUUUUGAGGACAUUUUUGUGGUUGACAAACUUGAUCCAGAUGGUAAAAAGUUUGAUAAAGUUACUCGCAUUGAAUCUCGGAGCCAGAACUUGGACAUGUUCAUGCACUUAGAUGUGAACACAGAGAUAUAUCCAAUGAGGGAAGGCGAUAAAUUCACAAUGGCAUUGGCUCACACACUGAAUUUGGAUGGAACACCAGACACUGGCUAUUAUACUCAGGGAGGGAGGAAAACGCUUGCUGACAAAUAUGAAUAUGUCAUGCAUGGGAAACUAUACAAGAUUUCCGAGGAAGGUUCUGGCAAAGCAAUUAGAGCGGAGGUAUAUGUUUCAUAUGGUGGACUGCUAAUGAUGCUGAGGGGUGAUCCUUCUAAUGUCGCAAAGUUUGAGCUUGAUCAGAGGCUGUUUCUCCUUAUAAGGAAGUUGUAAAUUUGAUGUUGCAAUAUGACCAAUGUCUAUCUUAACCUAUUUGCUUGCAACUUCUUUGAAGUUAUGUUGUUAUCUUACCCUAGUGAAUGUCCUGGAUCUAGUAGUGGUAUUGUAUCGGACAUCUGCAGUGCGAAAUUGGGAUAGAUUUUCUGUUCUAUUUAUCAGUAUCUAGUAUUUUCCAAAAA
Molecule: messenger RNA, 799 nt
Organism: Tripterygium wilfordii
Lineage: Eukaryota; Viridiplantae; Streptophyta; Magnoliopsida; Celastrales; Celastraceae
Product: DNA-directed RNA polymerases II, IV and V subunit 8B
Exons: 5
Coding region: 174-614 (146 amino acids)
Biological process (GO): DNA-templated transcription
Cellular component (GO): RNA polymerase II, core complex; RNA polymerase I complex; RNA polymerase III complex
Molecular function (GO): DNA-directed RNA polymerase activity
Source: RefSeq, a predicted model, not a curated record